GGGCGGGCUUAUGUGGGACAGACGGGUCUGCUGAGAGGCAGACACACACGCGGGCGCGCGCGCGCGCACACACACACACACGCACACACGCACACACAGCCGCACGCACCGCUUGGAAGUUGCGCUUCCCGCACAUCCGUAUGCGGCGGUGCGCAACAGAUCCGUGGAGCGCGCAGCCCUCUUCUCCAUCACCGAAUGCCGUUUUUAUUGUGCUCUUUUUAUUUUUGUAAUCCCAGGAUUUUUCUUUUAUUUUAUUUUAUUUCAAAACCAACUCCUAACACAAGCGACAGUAACGUUUCAGCGGACAACUUGGUCGGACUUUUGAAGGGAUGUGUUAUGGGCAAGUUUUGAGAACAAUCGCUUUUUCGCGUGUUUUUCGCGUGUUUUUGUGGAAUUAUACUCGGUAAGGGCGUUCGCUUUCUUUCUGAAGAUGAGUUCCGCGAAGGGAAAGGAUCUAAUUUGUUUCUUACUGCCCAUUCUCCUUCUUCUGCUGCUGCUCGUCUUUACGCACUGCGCUUCAGGUAGGAACUUGAAAUACAAAGUUUACGAGGAGCAGAAAGUGGGGACGGUGAUCGCGAGGCUCAGGGAAGACGUGGCCGAUGUCUUGUCCAAAGUGCCGGGUUCGGUUCCCCAGCGGUUCCGCGCCAUGCAGAGAGGAACCACCUCCUUCCUCUCCGUGCGAGAAGAAGAUGGAGAGAUCAGCAUCGGGGCGAAGAUCGACCGGGAGAAGCUGUGCGAGCUCAACCUCAACUGCUCCAUCGAAUUCGACGUGAUCACGCUCCCCACGGAGCACCUGCAGCUGUUCCACGUCGAGGUGGAGGUGCUGGACAUCAACGACAACUCCCCGCAGUUCUCGCGCGCCACCAUCCCCAUCGAGAUCUCCGAGAGCGCCGCCGUGGGGACGCGCAUCCCCCUGGACAGCGCCACGGACCCGGACGUGGGUGAGAACUCCCUUCAUACGUACUCCCUGACCCCGAACGGCUUCUUCAAGAUCGACAUACGAACCAGGACGGACGGCGCCAAGUACGCGGAGCUGGUGGUGAUUAAGGAGCUGGACAGGGAGCUGCAGUCCAGCUAUGAACUUCGCCUCAUGGCCUCGGACACGGGGGUUCCCCCCAGGUCGGGCUCGACCCUCCUGAAGAUCACCAUCUCGGACUCGAACGACAACAGCCCUGUCUUCCAGGAGCAGUCAUAUGUCAUAAAUCUCCUGGAAAACGCGCCUGUGGGCUCAGUGUUAAUUGAUCUGAACGCCACGGAUGCCGACGAGGGGACCAACGGCAGAAUUGUCUAUUCCUUCAGCAGUCACGUGUCUCAGAAGAUUUUGGAGACGUUUAAAAUAAACCCAGAAAGUGGUCAGCUCACCCUGAUAAAGAGAGUUGACUUUGAGACUGUGAUGUCCUAUGAAAUUGAUGUUCAGGCUCAGGACCUUGGACCUAAUUCGAUCCCAGCUCACUGCAAGAUUAUUAUUAAGGUGGUCGAUGUUAACGACAAUAAACCCGAGAUUAACAUUAAUCUGAUGACCCCCGGCAAGGAAGAAGUGGCUUAUAUAUCUGAAGGUGCUCCCUUGGACACUUUCAUAGCGCUGGUGAGAGUUGAAGACAGUGACUCUGGCCUGAAUGGAGAGGUAGUGUGCAGGCUGCAUGGACAUGGACAUUUCAAGCUUCAGAAGACUUAUGAGAAAAACUACAUGAUCCUAACUAAUGUCUCGCUGGACAGAGAAAAGAGGUCAGAGUACAGUUUAACAGUGAUAGCGGAGGACAGGGGGAUUCCAAGCCUCUCCACCAUUAAGCACUUCACUGUUCAGGUUCUGGAUGAGAACGACAAUCCGCCUCGCUUUGAGAAGAGCAGGUAUGAGAUCUUCAAGUCUGAGAACAACUCUCCCGGUGCCUAUCUCACUUCGGUUGUGGCCAGCGACCCUGAUCUGGACAUGAACGGACAGGUGACCUACACGAUUCUUGAGAGCUUUGUCCAGGGGAGCUCCAUCUCGACAUACGUGACUGUUGAUCCCUCCAACGGCGCCAUCUAUGCUUUGAGGAGCUUUGACCAUGAGGACAUCAGCAGGAUUGCCUUUGUUGUCCAAGCCAGAGACGGUGGGGGGACCCAGCUGACGAGCAACGCAACGGUCAUCCUCACCAUUUUGGAUGAGAAUGACAACCCCCCGGUGAUUGUUGUUCCCCAGCUGCGCAACUACACCGCGGACAUUCCCGUCUCCGUGUAUUCUGAGGCGGGGAACCUGAUCACCGUCGUCAGGGCGACUGACAGAGAUUCCGGCAUCAAUGCGGAGCUGACGUGCUCGAUCGUGGCGGGAAACGAAGACGGCUACUUCACCAUGGACCCAAAGAAGUGCGAGAUACGAGCCAACGUCAGCAUGCAGGAAGUUGCUCGCGAGUAUGUUGAGCUUGUGGUGUUGGUGCAAGACAAAGGGCCCACCAGGCUGAGCGCCAGAGCGGUUCUGAAGUGCACGCUAUACGAGAACAUCCACAGCCACAUCCAGCCGGUGCCGACUAACAGCAGCCAGGUCACUCUGGAUGUCUCCAUGAUCAUUAUCAUAUCCUUGGGAGCCAUCUGUGCUGUCCUCUUGGUCAUCAUGGUGCUGUUCGCCACCCGCUGCAACAAGGAGAAAAACGACAUGCGGUCCUACAACUGUAGAGUGGCUGAGUCCACCUACCAGAAUCACCCCAAGAAGCCCUCGCGGCAGGUCCACAAGGGGGACAUCACCCUGGUGCCAACGGUGAACGGCACCCUGCCCAUCAGGGCCCACCACAGAUCGCCAUCCUCCUCACCCCCCAUGGAGAGGGGUCAGAUGGGCAGCAGACAGAGUCACCACAGCCGGCAGUCCCUCAACAGCCUGGUUACCAUAUCCUCCAAUCACAUCCCAGAGAACUUCUCGCUCGAGCUCGCUCACGCUACGCCACCUGUGGAGCAAGUCUCACAGCUUCUGUCAAUGCUCCAUCAGGGCCAGUACCAACCGAGACCAAGUUUCCGUGGGAAUAAAUACUCAAGAAGCUACAGAUAUGCCCUUCAAGAUAUGGAUAAGUUCAGCCUGAAGGACAGCGGCCGAGGGGACAGCGAGGCUGGGGACAGCGACUAUGACUUGGGACGAGAGUCUCCCAUUGACAGGCUGCUGGGUGAGGGCUUUAGUGAACUAUUCUUCGCCGAUGGGCACUACAGACUAAACCCAGCAAUGAAGCUGUGCACAGAGGAGUGCAGGGUGCUGGGCCACUCGGACCAGUGCUGGAUGCCACCCCUGCCGUCCCCAGCCUCCUCCGACUACAGGACCAACAUGUUCAUCCCUGGGGAAGACCCCCAGCAGCCCUCGGCCGAAGAAGACCAGCAGUCCGUUGACUCUGGCGACCGCAAGAAGAGCUUCUCCACUUUCGGCAAGGAGUCGGCUGGCGAGGAGGUGGAUGGCGGCGAUCCUUGUGGCGCCUCCCUGCUCUCCGAGAUGAGCAGCGUCUUCCAGCGCCUGCUGCCCUCCUCUCCGGACUCGUACGCCGAGUGCAGCGAGGCCGAGCGUUCCGGCUCCCUGGAGCGGCGCAAGGGGCACCUCCCCGGCAAGCCGUCCGCCUACCCGCAGGGCGUGGCGGCCUGGGCAGCCAACACGCACUUCCAGAACCCGGGCAGCUCCAUCGGGCCGGCCCAGAGCAAUCACACGAGCGCCCCGCCCCCUCUGAAGUGGCUGCCGGCCAUGGAGGAGAUCCCAGAGAACUACGAGGAGGAUGACUUCGACAGCGUCCUCAGCCAGCUGCAGGGCAAGCGUAGCGACAGCAGGCACGAGGUCAUGGACGCCAGCGAACUCGUGGCCGAAAUCAACAAACUUUUAAAAGACGUCCAGCAGAGCUAGACGUGCGAGUCCAGAGCCCGUCCCGAAGAGUUUUGCCCCCUUAUUUAUGGGAGACAAGCAGGACCGCGGUCAUCAUUUUGGUUGCAUUUAUAAUGUAAAUGUGUCUGUGAAUGCAAAUUAUUCAAAUAUGUCGCAUUUUCUUGUUCGGUACACAGUGUACACAA
Scleropages formosus (Asian bonytongue) is the source of this 4008-nucleotide messenger RNA. RefSeq names its product protocadherin-18-like. The coding region runs from base 431 to 3844 and encodes 1137 amino acids. Gene Ontology annotation, molecular function: calcium ion binding. Lineage: Eukaryota; Metazoa; Chordata; Actinopteri; Osteoglossiformes; Osteoglossidae. Gene Ontology annotation, biological process: homophilic cell-cell adhesion. Gene Ontology annotation, cellular component: plasma membrane. The transcript is spliced from 4 exons. The record is from RefSeq and is a predicted model, not a curated record.